Messenger RNA from Balearica regulorum gibbericeps (East African grey crowned-crane), 1017 nucleotides. NCBI's taxonomy places the organism in Eukaryota, Metazoa, Chordata, Aves, Gruiformes, Gruidae. The record is from RefSeq and is a predicted model, not a curated record.
AGAGUAUUAGACUAUUUUCCUCACAAACAAGCAAUGGCUGUGGAUGUAGCAAUGCAGCUAUACCUGUGUUCCUCACCCUUGCGGAGAGAGAAGUGUGCCUGCAAAAUUGCUCCAAAGCCAAGCAAGCCAUUGCGGCCCUGCAUCCAGCUGAGUAGCAAAACUGCGCUGAAUGGACCAGAAGACGCAGCAGCCUCCUUCACACACAGCAAAGUGAAGAAGAGGGUGUCGUUUGCAGAUAGCAGAGGCUUUGCUCUGACGAUGGUGAAGGUGUUCUCAGAGUUUGAUGAUCCACUAGAUAUUCCUUUCAACAUCACUGAGCUGAUAGACAACAUUGUAGGUCUGACGACAGUGGAGAGGGACAGCUUUGUCCUGGAUUUUGUUCAGCCUUCUGUGGACUACCUGGACUUCAGAAACCGUCUCCAGGCUGACUGUGUCUGCCUUGAAAAUUGUAUGCUGAAGGAGCGAUCUGUUGUGGGAACAGUGAAGGUGAAGAACCUUGCUUUUGAAAAGACUGUGAAGAUCAGGAUGACAUUUGACACCUGGAAAAACUUUGUAGAUUAUCCAUGCCAGUAUGUCAAGGAUACGUAUGGCGGGUCAGAUCGGGACACGUUUUCCUUUGACAUCAGCUUGCCUGAGGGAAUUCAAUCACAUGAAAGAGUUGAGUUUGCCAUCUCCUUUGAGUGCAACGGGAAGGUGUACUGGGACAGCAACAGGGGCACAAAUUACAGGAUCAUACGGUCAGAACUGAAGUCUGCCCAGGAAGCCAUACGCACCCCGCAGGGCCCUGACUUCGGCAGUGCCUUUGACCAGUUUGGGAGCCCUCGGUGCUCCUACGGCCUCUUUCCCGAGUGGCCCAGCUAUUCGGGCUAUGAGAAGCUAGGGCCGUACUACUGACCCAAGGACCAAGUCCUGAUUGACUAACUGUUGCUGGUGUGUCUGCAGGCCUGGGAGCUGGUCUGAACAUGAGGUGUACAGAAAGGUGGGGAAAAAAAAUGGCUCCAUGUAGCUCUGCGUAAG